GCGCCAGGGAACGCUUUUUUCCUUUUGGAUCUGUGGUUCGCGGUCUGUCCUGUAUCAAAAGACCUCUCCGACAGCCUCUCAGGAUGUGGGGCCUGCAAAGAAGAUGCGCUCAGAAGGCUCAGGAGGACUGAAUUGCAACUGCAGAAGCAACAACAAGUGAACCUUUAAAGAUGCACACGGGACUGUAUAAAGUGAAGAGAGUUACUGAAGAAACCAAUGAAGUAAGAAAAAAGUAUAUUUCCCAGGUUUAAUAGGGAAAACUUGCUUUCUGCAAACAACUGAAAAAGCUGCCUUUGGAAACUCUCUGGCCCUCAUGCAGCAGCUGGAACUUGUACUGUGAGGCCUUGACAGGACAAGCUGUCCCCAAGCCAUCACCCAGAGCGGUUGUCGCCAUGGCCAGCAAGCGGAAAUCCACCACCCCAUGCAUGAUUCCUGUGAAGACCGUGGCACUGCAGGAAGCCAGUGCAGAGGCCCAGCCCGCCGAGGCGCUGCCCGAAGGACCCCCGCCGGACCUGCCCCCAGAAGCGCCUGCCACCAGCAGCGAGGUCGCCCAGGCCUCCAGCAAUACCGACAGCGCUGCACUGGCCAACGGGCAUCAGAGCACUUUGGAUGGCUAUUUGUAUUCCUGUAAAUACUGUGAUUUCAGAUCCCAGGACAUAACCCAGUUUGUGGGACACAUGAACUCCGAGCACACAGACUUUAAUAAAGACCCGACCUUUGUAUGCACUGAGUGCAGUUUUCUGGCAAAAACUCCUGAGGGGCUUUCUCUGCACAAUGCCAAGUGCCACUCGGGUGAAGCCAGCUUUCUGUGGAAUGUGGCCAAGCCAGACAAUCAUGUGGUUGUAGAGCAGAGCGUCCCUGAGAGCACCAACACUCCUGACCCACUGGGCGAGCCCAGCACUGACGGGACCGAUGGACAAGCCGAAAUCAUCAUCACCAAAACUCCAAUCAUGAAGAUAAUGAAAGGCAAAGCUGAAGCCAAAAAAAUUCAUACGCUCAAGGAAAACGCCCCCAGUCAACCUGUUGUUGAGACCUUACCAAACCCACUAGCUGGGGAAACAGAGGCAAAAGAAGGGGACCACUCCUUUGUCAAUGGGGCGGUUCCAGUCAGCCAGGCACCCACCAACCCCGCCAAGCCUCCCCAUACGACCAAUGGGCCCCUGCUGGGGACAGUGCCAGUUCUGCCAGCUGGUAUAGCACAGUUUCUCUCUCUCCAGCAGCAGCCCCCAGCACAUGCCCAGCACCACACCCACCAGCCACUGCCCACCUCCAAGUCCCUUCCCAAAGUGAUGAUCCCCUUGAGCAGCAUUCCAACAUACAAUGCGGCCAUGGACUCCAACAGCUUCUUGAAAAACUCUUUCCACAAGUUCCCCUACCCAACCAAAGCUGAGCUCUGCUAUUUGACUGUGGUUACCAAGUAUCCAGAAGAACAGCUCAAGAUCUGGUUCACAGCCCAAAGGCUGAAACAAGGGAUCAGUUGGUCCCCCGAAGAGAUCGAGGACGCCCGGAAAAAGAUGUUCAAUACAGUCAUUCAGUCUGUCCCUCAGCCCACAAUCACCGUUCUGAAUACUCCUCUGGUUGCCAGUGCUGGCAACGUCCAGCAUCUCAUCCAGGCUGCCCUCCCAGGUCAUGUUGUGGGACAGCCGGAGGGCGCAGCAGGGGGACUUCUGGUCACUCAGCCACUGAUGGCCAAUGGGUUGCAGGCACCGAGUUCAUCUCUCCCUCUAGCAGUAACAUCUAUCCCCAAGCAGCCAACUGUUGCGCCCAUUAACACUGUGUGUUCAAACACGACAUCAGCAGUGAAGGUGGUCAAUGCAGCCCAAUCAUUGCUCACAGCGUGCCCGAGCAUCACUUCCCAAGCCUUCCUUGAUGCCAGCAUCUACAAAAAUAAGAAAUCUCAUGAACAGCUGUCAGCUCUGAAAGGCAGCUUCUGUCGGAACCAGUUCCCGGGACAGAGCGAAGUUGAGCAUCUGACCAAAGUGACCGGCCUAAGUACCAGGGAGGUGAGGAAAUGGUUCAGUGACCGGAGGUACCACUGCCGGAACCUGAAGGGCUCCCGGGUCAUGAUGCCCGGGGAUCCCAGCUCCAUCAUCAUUGACUCUGUGCCAGAGGUGCCCUUCUCCCCAGCGUCCAAGGCCCCUGAGGUGACCUGCAUCCCGACGGCAGCCACCCUGGCCGCCCACCCUUCUGCCAAACGACAGUCCUGGCACCAGACCCCUGACUUCACACCAACCAAAUACAAGGAGCGAGCCCCUGAGCAGCUCCGAGCCCUGGAGAGCAGUUUUGCACAAAACCCCCUUCCUCUCGACGAGGAACUGGACCGCCUGAGGACUGAAACCAAAAUGACCCGAAGAGAGAUUGACAGCUGGUUUUCUGAGAGACGGAAAAAGGUGACCACCGAGGAGACCACCAAGGCCGAUGGGAGUGCCUGUCAGGAGGAGGAGGAGGCCGCUGAGGGUGAGGGGGGAGCAGAGGAGGCGGCAGGUGACCAGAGGGUCCCUGGGGAGAAUGGCUCCCCAGAAGUGCCCAGCAGCCACACCUUGGCUGAACGCAAAGUCAGCCCCAUCAAGAUCAACCUGAAGAACCUGCGGGUCACUGAAGCCAAUGGCAAGAGCGAGCUACCCGGGCUGGGCACCUGUGACCCUGAAGACGAUGGGUCAAACAAGCUGGCCCUGCAGCCGCCCGGCAAGGUGAGCUGCAAAAAGACAGCACAACAGCGGCACCUGCUGCGCCAGCUCUUUGUGCAGACGCAGUGGCCGAGCACCCAGGACUACGACUCCAUCAUGGCCCAGACAGGCCUGCCACGGCCAGAGGUGGUGCGCUGGUUCGGCGACAGCAGGUACGCCCUGAAGAACGGCCAGCUCAAGUGGUACGAAGACUACAAGCGGGGCAACUUCCCACCAGGGUUACUGGUCAUCACCCCUGGCAACCGGGAGCUGCUGCAAGACUAUUACGUGACACACAAGAUGCUGUAUGAGGAGGACCUGCAGGGCCUCUGCGACAAGACCCAAAUGAGCUCCCAGCAGGUCAAGCAGUGGUUUGCUGAGAAAAUGGGCGAGGAGACCCGGGCAGUGGCAGACACAGGCAGCGAGGACCAGGGCCCCGGUGACCCUGCAGCAGUGCACAAAGGGCUGGGCGAUGCCUCUUCAGAGGUGUCUGAAAACAGUGAGUCGUGGGAGCCCAGUGCCCCUGAGGCCAGCUCAGAGCCCUGUGACAUACCAAGUCCCCAGGCUGGUCGUCAGCUGGAAACAGACUGAAUUGAACCGAUUACUGUGAAGGACUGGCCCAUCGGGGAUGCUGCCUGCCACGUGGAAGGGCCCCACCCAACUCUCUGCUGACACAUCCAUUCCCAUACCCGGCCUCUGGGCGCACAGAGCUUCUGGAACCUCACAGACAGCCCAGAUCCCUCCUUUCACCUCCGGCCAGCCAUCACCAAGCAAGAGGGAGAGCAGAGUUUCCGUCAGUUCUUCCACAAUGUAGGACCUGUCCUUUGCCUUUCAGUGGAUAAAGUAGUUCAGAUUUCAUAGUCAUAGACACAGAAUCCAAUUUUUAACACAAGUCCGCCUAUACACAUUUAAUGAAACAUCGGAUUAUAAACACUUAUUAUUACAUAGAAACUUUGUUAGCAAAGCAGUACAUUGUCUUUUGCAUCAUCUCUGAAAAUGUCCUGUGUCUGCUCUCUGGACAUCGCUGGGGCCACAUGUUUCCUCACCUUCCAGGUCGGGCAGGGGUGAUUGCACACUCAGACCACAUCUGGAGCCCCGGCCCCUUUGUGUUCCUCAAGGAAGGCAGACCUUUGAGGUGCUCUCUGCUACCUUAGGUGGAGACCAGUAGAAUCUCCUGCCGGCUCGCAUGCCUGACAGGAUAAUCGGUGCAGGACCUGCCGUUACUGCAUUUAAGAAAUGACUGGUUAUGUGAUUACCACUCUCUUAAGCUGUUGUAGUAAUUCUGCUUUGUUCAUGGAAGUUUGAAUCAUGGACUGUUACUUUUUAGUUUCCAGAUCAACUAAAGAAACAUUUGCUAUUAAGCCUAAUGUACUGACUAUAUGUCCGCAUUAAAAAAAAAAAAAAAUCUAGACAUGCUUAGAGAGAGAGGAAAUUGAAAACAGAACCGGCAGUGGGGACAAAGCGACAGUGCAUGGCCACCGCCUGUGUUCAGAGCCCUCGACCUCUCUCACUGCACAGCCCCCUGCGCUCUGGGAGGGGAGACCCACACCUGCCCGGGGUGAGAGGACGGAUGGGAUUAUCAGAACUGGGGUGGCCUUCGGCACAAUGACCUGCAUGUGGGGGUUCCUGGCAGAACACCCAGAGUCCUCCUGGCCCCCAUGCCAAGGGCCUGGCUGGUGUGCUGGGCACUCGCCCAGGGGUGCUGGGCAUCACUGCACAGGUCUUUGCAGGGUUUAUGGUGUUAAAGGUCUAUAUUUAUAUCUGCAAACUUGGAAACAAGAUCUCUGUCUACAUUAGCCUAACCAUUGUGUUCUUUUUUAUAUUAUUAUUGAGAAAAAUCACAGGAACAGAUGCCUUUGAAACAUUGGGAAACUUGCUUACAACGCUGUACUGAAUGGUAAACUCCGUCUCCCCAGGACUGGCUGCUUUAAGAGCAGCAGGUACAGAGUGCGGCAGGCAAAAGAAGGGUCACUUGCAGCACUGCUCACCUGGACACCACCUGCUUCCCAAAGCACUGGGACCUCCUGGGCACGCCCUCCUGGUCCAGGCUGGGCAAGCAGCAUGAGGAGACCCCGGAGAGAGGGCAGGGGCUUUGGGCAAGAAAUACUGGUGCUGGGUUUGGCAUGGUCCUUCCUCCCCCCAACCCCUCCCCAGGAACUGGACCAGGCAGGCUCUUCACUGGCCUUCCAGGAGAGGGCUUGCCUUGCAAAUCAGAAGUCCUUAGACCUUGUUCUUUGGAAGUGUCUUCUUCUUCCCUCUCUGUCCCAAUAGGUACCACCCCUUAUGUGUUUCAAACAGGUGGCUUGUGAGUAUUUGGCAAGCUUUGCAGCCUAUUGUUUUUUGUACACUUUCCAUUUUGGAGGGUGAAGCUAUUUAGCUCUAAAGCUCUCUUUACAGAAUUGCCAAGAAUGACGAGUUAUAUUGCCUUCCUUCAGAGAACAGAUGCCUGAAAUUUUUCCUUUAGUGUUUAUGUACAUGCAGGUUAAUUUAUGUAUACACAUAUACAGUAUAAAUAAUCAUUUGAUGCUUUGCUCGUGAAAUGGACAUCUGACGUGUACACUUGAGGAACUUGGUGGCACAUGGGUGUUGGGAGAAGUAGCCUGUGUUGGAUGGAAUGCUGGUACAUGGGGUGCAGUGGGCGGCCCAGCACGAAGCCAUCUCCAAGUGUCUGAGACACACCCUGCCGGCAUCACCCCCGGAACCCUGUCACACCGCCAAAGGGGUGUGUCUGUAGAGAGGAUAUUCUUGGUUAUUUGUAUUCACAUUUCAUUUACGGUCCAAAUAGCAAAACAGAAAAAAUAAAGUACAUAGAUGGACAGGUUCAUUCAAGACAGAGAGAGCAACCCAACCUCAGCACCAACUCACCUUUAAACGGUGGAAAAAUUGGCAUGUUUUCCUCACAUUGUUGGCCCUGUCCACCCACCAGGGCCACACAAGGAAUAACAAGACUGCCCAGGUUAGGGGCCAGAGUGAGCAGAGUGCCUCCCUCCCGUGCUCUUGGGCCGGAGUGGUUAUUGGGGUGUGGGCCUCACGCUUGAAAGAAUAAAAGAUCAAACAUGAUGGGGAGAGAGACGGGACAUCAAGCAGGUGCCUAAAAGGAUAUUGCAGGUACCCAAGGCUUUGGUGCAGAACCAUAAACAUAGCCAACUGGGCACAGAGAAAUAGCCCAGAAAUCAGGACUAUACCCCAGUGCCGGGGGCACGUGGCCCUGCCACAGGACAGAUCGAGGUGGUUUUGCACACGACUGAAGGGGGAGCUUCUGUGACGCCUCUACGGCAGAGGCAGUCUGUGGGCUGCAGAGCUGAAGGUGGGGUGGGGUUAGUCUUUUGAGAGGAGGAGCCUGUUUUGUAAGGUGACUAAUCUUUCCCUGGUCCUCUGCAUGCACUUGGACUCGUCAGAGGCAGUCAAGUAUUUCACUCUUUCUAGUUGCCCAUGUCUUAGCCAUGUUUGGUUUAUUAUUUUUACAGUGAGGUUGUAGAUCCGGUUUUAAGCGGUGAAGCCAGACCAUCAUCUGAUAGAGGAAAUCUGGAUUUAUGGUACACAUAGUUUGCAUAUUUUGAUUACUUGUUUGAGUCUUGAGGAGCAUUUGGUUUGGGAGGAGGGCCCUUCUCCGGGAGUCGUGGGUUCCUGAGCUAGAACGCUGAGUGGGGUGGUGGCCAGCACUGGGCUUCGGCAGACGCUGGAGCGUAGGGCUCCUUUCUGGCUGAGUGACCAAAGCGCCUCGACCAGAGGCCUCCGCACCCUGCUCUUCAGAAACAAAAGGUGGGGGCUCAGCAGAGGGCUGGAUGGUGCCUUAUAGGCUCCCACGUGUACUAAUGGCCGUGGCCCAGCUGGCCAUGGGAGGCUGUCGCCCCAGGGAGUUUCAGUGUGUCCUCCAGGCUGAGAUGUGGCUCGGUCAGUGGUCCUGUGUCUCCUCCUCUGCCUCGGACACCUGUGCCAGGCUGCCUUCCGUGCAGGUGCACUGCCCUUUCUGGUUGGGCCUCGCCUUGCUCUGCACAUUCUCUCCCAUGGCUUCCUGCUUGUGCUGCCCUCUUUGGGCCCUAUUGCCUCGUCUUCCUCUCUUCUCGGACCGAAAUUGGGGAUUAGAGCAGUUUGCCAGUUCAGACACCACACCCAAGUGGAUAAAGGCCCUCUGUGGGAGAGGAGAACAAGCCAAGAAGAAAAUCUUAAAUAAAACCAAACCUGGAGUUUGGGCUUUUCCUCAAGUAUUCCCCCUUUUCCUUGCUCAGACUUCUCCUGGGGCAGGUUAUCAUUUGACUCACCUUUUGUGUGAAAUUUAAAUCUUUAUGUAUCCCACUGCUUUGCAAGGCUCAGUUGUGUUGGAGAAAUAAAUCCUCUAGAUAUGCAAGGUUUGCACAGCCAGCAGCCAGCCUGGGCCAGGAGGAGAAUAGGGUUCAGUUCUCCUCACUCCAGCCUGGAGCCCUCCCUCUGCAGGGACCUCUGAUUCGGCUUCCUCCGCUGCCUGUCCCUCGCACAGGCCGCCCAGCCUCCUGCCCAGCCCUGGGGAGCACCUUCCUCAGCAAAGCUCCAGCACCUGAGAAAGGGAGGGAGUGUGGAGGCCCAGCCUUCUCCGCAAAGUCCCCGCCCUGAGCGAGGCCUGUCUGAGGUGCCCGCCCUCCUGGCUUCUCUGGCCCAUUUGUGAUGCUGAGCCCUGAGACAUGAGGUGCCCGCCCUGCUGGCUUCUCUGGCGCAUUUGUGGUGCUGAGCCCUGCGGCACCAGGGCUGAGGAGACUGCGGGCGACCUUGCAAAAAGAGUGGUGGGUUUGGAUUUGGGCCGAGUGACUGGAUGCAUGCAGGUGGCUCUCGUGGGUGCUGCUUGGCCUGCUCCCCAGCUCAGCUGCAAGUCCAGAGGCUUACAGUUCGAGUUCAUUUCUGCUGGAAUCUAUGUGUCCCCAGUGCAGGUCACACUGGAACCGGGGGCUCACCCCAGUUCUCUCUGGGUUGACCCAGCAUCUGCACGUAGCUGAGAGGAGCACAGACACAGAGCAUUUAGUCCCAGAGAGUCUGCUUCUCUGGUUCUUUAGUCCUGAGCUCACUUGUCAAGACUGGCUGUUCUGUGACCUGCCUGCAAACCUGGCCUCUCCUUUGAGUGGGGCCCUAGUCCUUCAUCAGACUGGAGACAUGACAGUCUGGAUCCCACAGGAACCCAGCAUUCUACCUGCCCCCAAAUCUGGAGCAGGAGUAGAGACCCAAAGUCUGGGAUGGAUGAGGUAGGCCCUGGUUACCAUCUGGACAGGGCAAGCACCUGCAACCUGGAGUUUAAAAAUGAGAUCUUUUAGUUUGCAGGACUGCAAGGAUCCACAAAGAACAUAUAGUUCCUGCCUUGUUGCCGGCCCCAAGGCUCUCACAGCCCUCAGGACCUGGUCCUUGCUGCUGCUCAGGCCUGAGCCAGGCCCAGCGGAGGGAGGUGAGCACAGGGGCAGGCCCUAGGAUGGGGCUGUGGUCCUCUCCUCUCUCCUGCUGUCCACUAAGGGCGGCUGGUAAGCCAGGCUUCCUGUGAGGGAGUGUUUACCUGUUUUAGUGCCUCUUCCUUCAGGAGAUGGCUCUGGUGGCGUGUGUGCACACGUGAGCACUUGAGUGUGUUAGUAGCUUCUCUUUGCUAAUGCUUUAUAACUCCUGUUCUUUCCAUGAUGAGUGGAGGGUUUAAAAGUACUCAGUGUAGCUGGGGCUGCAGUGAACUCUCUGGGAUGACACAGGCUGUUCAGUCACUGAACAUAAAAAGCUGCAAGUGCUCCGUCUUCCCCGCAGGGUACAUGUUAAUCCUGCAAUUUGUGUUUAAAGAGAGAGAAUGUCACUUGCCCCUGGCCCCUGCCCAUACAGGUGUCUCAUUCUUGCAGUUUAAGGGGGCCCCAGGUUUCCCAGAGCCAGGAGGGGAGCCUGCCUCCGCCCUGCCCCCAGUAGGGAGCCAGCAGGGUCGGCCCUGCGCAGUGAAGCCGGCCAGUGCCAGGAGAGAGGUGAGCGCCUGCAUGGAGGAGUCUGCUGGGUUUAUGAGCAGCUGCUUUGUCAGCUGUGUCAGGAGGGCCAGACUGGGCCAUAGUUUAAAAAGAGAAAAUACGCCAACCUUCCCCUCUCCUGCCGGCCAUUGUUCAUUGAAAGUUUACUGCGCACAGUCUUUGUGGAACUCGGGGAGUUUGCCAAAGGCCUGCAGAUUCCUUCCUCAAGGUCCUGAUUCCAGGUUUUCUACUGUCGGGUAGAUUCUGGACUCUGUACAAACCCUUUGUUCCAGAGGGCUGCUGAGAAGUGAGGAGGGGAUGACUGUUGACCAGUUUGCUUUUGGUUUGCUUCUUGUCUCCCAGAGAAGGCUGAAGAAGUGAUCACCUUGGUGCUAAGAGGCAGCUGCCCUGUUUCUGUUUGUCGGGAGGCAGAUUAAAACGUUACCAAACCGUGUAGGAGGGGUCCCACGUCCUGCGGUGGCCACUGUGAGAGCGCAAACGGAGAGGGGCGUUUUGUGGCUUUGUCCUUUAGGCCUGGGUGGAACGGGAUUCUGCCACAGGGGAAUGUUUUUAACAGAUAUUGUGACUUGCCUUUGGACCAUGGCUGUGCCGAGGUGAGGCUGGCACUGGGUCGUCUCCAGGCUCACAAGGUCCCUGUAGGGAUGCUGCUAUUUCUAAGAUGCAAAUUGCACAUUUCCUAGAUUUUGUAUCUGUGGAUGUGGAUAAGAGAAGGCAACAGGGAAAAACUGCUUGUACAAUUUGAAAUGGGCCGAAAUGGUACUUCAAAUCUUUCAAUUGUUCCUAAAUAAAAUUUUAAAUGCA
This is a messenger RNA of Myotis daubentonii (Daubenton's bat), 9421 nucleotides long. RefSeq names its product zinc fingers and homeoboxes 3 (gene ZHX3). Lineage: Eukaryota; Metazoa; Chordata; Mammalia; Chiroptera; Vespertilionidae. Bases 393 to 3257 code for a protein of 954 amino acids. Gene Ontology annotation, biological process: regulation of transcription by RNA polymerase II. Gene Ontology annotation, molecular function: DNA binding; DNA-binding transcription factor activity, RNA polymerase II-specific. Gene Ontology annotation, cellular component: nucleus. The record is from RefSeq and is a predicted model, not a curated record. The transcript has 4 exons.